AUGAAUGGAUCAGCACAUCCGGAUACGCAGUGGGAUGAUGAUGACGAUGAUGAUGAUGACUAUGAUGAUGAUGAUGAAGAUGAUGAUGAUGAUUCGGAUGACGAUGAUGAUGAUGAUCCGGAUGACGAUGAUGAUGAUGAUGAUGAUGACGAUGAUGAUGAUGAUGAUGAUGAUGAUGAUGACGAUGAUGAGGAUGAAGAGGAUGAUGAAGAUGAUGAUAAUGAUGAUGAUGAUGAUGAUGAUGAUGAUGAUGAUGAUGAU
Echinostoma caproni is the source of this 261-nucleotide messenger RNA. The record is from the annotation of a GenBank genome assembly. NCBI's taxonomy places the organism in Eukaryota, Metazoa, Platyhelminthes, Trematoda, Plagiorchiida, Echinostomatidae.